Quercus lobata is the source of this 447-nucleotide messenger RNA. Its product is annotated as NAC domain-containing protein 73-like. The transcript has 3 exons. Gene Ontology annotation, cellular component: nucleus. The record is from RefSeq and is a predicted model, not a curated record. The coding region runs from base 1 to 447 and encodes 148 amino acids. Gene Ontology annotation, biological process: regulation of DNA-templated transcription. Gene Ontology annotation, molecular function: DNA-binding transcription factor activity; transcription cis-regulatory region binding. Lineage: Eukaryota; Viridiplantae; Streptophyta; Magnoliopsida; Fagales; Fagaceae.
AUGUAUGGCAUCUUCUUUUUUGUAAUUACAAGAGUAAGCAAAGACGGCCAAAUCCGGCACUUCUUCCAUCGACCUUCAAAGGCAUACACGACUGGGACUAGGAAACGAAGAAAGGUCCACACUGAUGAAGAUGGGAGCGAGACGAGAUGGCACAAAACAGGCAAGACAAGGCCAGUCUUUGUUGGUGGGGCAGUGCAAAGAAAGCCUGAGAAAACAAACUGGGUGAUGCACCAAUACCAUCUUGGAAACAAUGAAGAAGAGAAAGAUGGAGAAUUAGUGGUUUCAAAGGUUUUCUACCAGACACAACCUAGACAAUGUGGUUCAAGUAUUAAGGAUUCAUUGAAUAACCAAAGCGUGCAGGAUAAUAGUCCUAAUGAGAUUCCUAUACCUAAAAACCCUACAGCUCUUUUGGAGUAUUACAACACUCCUUUUAUUAACCAUGACUAG